Molecule: messenger RNA, 4243 nt
Organism: Anthonomus grandis grandis
Lineage: Eukaryota; Metazoa; Arthropoda; Insecta; Coleoptera; Curculionidae
Gene: AP-1gamma
Product: AP-1 complex subunit gamma-1
Exons: 20
Coding region: 357-2966 (869 amino acids)
Biological process (GO): intracellular protein transport; Golgi to vacuole transport; receptor-mediated endocytosis
Cellular component (GO): membrane coat; AP-1 adaptor complex; Golgi apparatus
Molecular function (GO): clathrin-cargo adaptor activity
Source: RefSeq, a predicted model, not a curated record
UAUUAUAUGUAAAUUAAAUGAUUCUACUUCUAUUUAAAGUUUUACCUUUUCACAAUGUCACGUGUCAUAUCGAUCAACGUCAACAUUCCAAAAAACGAAAUAAUUUUAUUUAUUCAGUAUAUUCAGUCAGUAGUCAGUGUUCUUCAAUGACUAUUUGUUAAUAAUUUCAGGGCAGUGACUUGUGGAUCCUAUGCCUAUUAUUCUAGAGGAUAAUAUAGGUGGUUUUACUUGUUAGGAUCUUUUUUUCUAAUCGUUAAUAUCUGUGGAGAUUUCCAAAAACGCCAACUAAAGCUUUCAGCGCUAAAUGUGUCUGUUUGUUUAACCUAGAUUGUGCUGUGUUUCUACAAUUUGCUAACAUGAAUGCUUCAGAGCAUGGAUUCACCCCUGCUUUUAACAUGGCCACAAUCAAACAGGUUGUUAAUGAGGCAAUUGAAAGGGUUCGUAUGCCCACUCCAAUGAGGCUUCGAGAUCUUAUAAGACAAAUCCGAGCUGCUAGAACUGCUGCUGAAGAAAGAAGUGUCGUAAACAAAGAGUGCGCAUAUAUUAGAAGUACUUUCAGAGAUGAAGAUUCAGUUUGGAGAUGUCGCAAUAUAGCAAAACUUCUUUACAUUCAUAUGCUAGGAUAUCCUGCACACUUUGGGCAGUUAGAGUGUUUAAAACUUAUCGCCAGCCCAAGGUUUACUGACAAAAGAAUUGGUUAUUUAGGGGCUAUGUUGCUUUUAGAUGAAAGGCAAGAUGUACACCUUUUAAUAACUAAUUGUCUUAAAAAUGAUCUUAAUUCUUCCACUCAGUUUGUGGUGGGACUUGCGUUAUGUACUUUGGGUGCUAUAGCAUCGCCUGAAAUGGCCCGGGAUUUAGCCGCAGAAGUGGAAAAAUUAAUGAAAUCGCCAAAUGCCUAUAUUAGGAAGAAAGCUGCACUUUGUGCAUAUAGAAUCAUAAAAAGAGUACCCGAACUCAUGGAAAUAUUUUUGCCAGCUACCAGAAGUUUGUUAUCUGAAAAGAAUCAUGGGGUGUUAAUAACAGGAGUAAUUUUAAUAACAGAAAUGUGUGAAAACAGUCCUGACACACUGAACCACUUUAAAAAGAUUGUACCAAACCUAGUCAGAAUUCUUAAAAAUUUGAUACUUGCUGGAUACUCUCCAGAACAUGAUGUAUCUGGAGUCAGUGACCCUUUCUUGCAGGUAAAGAUUUUAAAACUUCUUCGUAUUCUUGGCAUAAAUGAUACAGAUACAUCAGAAGCUAUGAACGAUAUUUUAGCUCAAGUAGCUACUAAUACAGAAACGAGUAAAAAUGUUGGAAAUACCAUUUUAUAUGAAACGGUUUUGUCUAUCAUGGAUAUCAAGUCUGAAGGUGGACUAAGGGUGUUAGCUGUGAAUAUUUUAGGAAGAUUUUUGCUGAAUAAUGACAAAAAUAUUAGAUAUGUGGCUCUGAAUACUUUGCUAAGAACGGUUCAUGUAGACACUUCAGCUGUUCAGAGGCACAGAUCUACUAUCUUGGAGUGUUUAAAAGAUCCGGAUAUUUCAAUUCGAAGAAGGGCGAUGGAACUGUCGUUUGCUCUAGUGAAUUCCCAAAAUAUCAGAACGAUGAUAAAAGAAUUACUGAUAUUUUUAGAAAAAGCAGAUCCUGAAUUCAAAGCUCCAUGCUCUAGCAAUAUUGUUAUGGCAGCCGAACGAUAUUCACCUAAUAAGAGGUGGCACUUGGACACUAUGUUGAAAGUACUUGUUGCUGCUGAAAAUUAUGUCAGAGAUGACGUAAUUGCCUCAACGAUUCAGCUGAUUUCAGAAAGUACGAGUCAUCAAGGCUAUAUUGCUCUGCAGUUAUGGAAGGCGUUAUCUGAAGAUUCGCAUAAUCGCCAGCCUUUGACCCAGGUAGCUGUGUGGGCAAUAGGCGAAUAUGGUGAUUACCUUUUGGAAGCUCAGGCAGAUGAGGAACACGAAAUUUCUCGCCCUCCUACCGAAGAUGAAGUUUUGGAAAUUUAUCAGAGAUUACUUUGGAGCCAGCAGAACUCUAUAACUAGCAAACAAUAUGCACUUAUGUCACUGACAAAGCUAAGCACAAGAUUUAAUAAAUCCACUGACAAGAUCCAACAAAUAAUCAGUUUCUUUUGUUCGAGUCUACACAUAGAGUUGCAACAAAGAGGAGUAGAAUUUUCGCAGUUGUUUGGAAAGCACCAGCAUUUACGCCCAGCUUUACUAGAAAGGAUGCCUCCAAUGGAAAUAAUUCGGAAUACAGAUGAAGCUCUCCAUACGAAUGGAGAGAUUGAUAGCUCAGAUAUUAACUCUCAAGAGAGCAGCCCUCAGCAUGUAGCUAGUGAAUCUAAUACGCUCUUAGACCUUCUCGGAGGUGCAGAUGAUUUAGAUAUAAUCAAACCCACUUCUGAUGUAUCUACGAAACCUCCCCCAGUCUCGAAUUCCAAUAACCAAGAUCUUCUAGAUCUUUUGGGUUUAGGACCAUUAAAUGAAGUGACCAGUACUCCAACUUUGAAUGACACACGUAACCUGGUGCUGAUUUUGGAAAAUAAUAAUCCUAAUCCUAUUUUUCCUGUGAUGAAUAGUCAAAACUCAAAUUUUCUUACUGAUGAUCUUUUUACUAGUGUACCUGUUGAAACCAUAAAAAUUCAACCUUUAACCGCCUUUGAAAGACACGGAUUGAAAGUUGUAUUCUCAUUUCCCGGAGUUAAAGAGAACGAUGCAGUUACAAUUAACGUUACUGCCACUAAUGACACCUUAACUACGAUGAAUGACUUCUUGUUCCAAGCGGCUGUACCAAGGACAUUCCAAAUUGAAUUGCUACCACCUUCCGGUAGGAUAUUGGCUCCAAAUGGAGUUGUCACACAAGUUCUGAAAGUAAAAAAUCCAGGUCAAAACGUAUUGAAGAUGCGGAUCCGCAUUUGCUAUGAAGUUGACGGAAAUCCAAUUCAAGAACAGACCGAAGUGAAUAAUUUCCCAGGGGAACUUUGGGAAUGACUGACUGAGUGAUUUCAAUCAUAUAGGUUUGUGGUGUAUAAAUUAUUAUUUUUAUAAAGGAGUUUUCCUGUGAAAUUAUCAAAAUUGUUGUAUCAAAAAGUUUUUUAUUUUCUGUAACAAUUGCUAACAUUCUACAAAGGUUUUAAGAUAUAAUAUAGAUAGAUAAUUCUUUAAAAUACGAGCUAACAAUAUUAUGUAUAAAUUAAACCUAUCAUCUCAGCAAAUUGAAAAGAUGCACAGAUAAAUUAUUUAAAAUAAAAAUAAAGCCAUAUUUUUGAUGAGUUAUGAAAAAAGAACAUUUCAAAAUUACUUAUAUCUCUGUCAUUUAUUUCUUUUGUUUUACUUGAAUACACCCUGCAUAUUAUUUACUUUUUAAAAUCGUGUAUUAUCAUUGAUGUAAAUUUCGGCUAAAAAUCCUUCUGAAAAUAUACGUUUUUACAAGUUUUACUAAGUUGAGUGUGUAUAUUUAGUCGUGGCCAAAUCUCGUCAGCAAUAAAAUUCACAUCAAUGAUCAUUCCUACAGUGCCUUGAGUUGCGGUGAUGGUAGAAUGUUAGAAUAUAGCGGCAUUUAUAUUAGAAUACAGAUAUCUAAGUAGUCGCUUAUACGAGACAAUUUUGGUAAUUUUGUGAAAAAUAUAAGGUACUUCUAAAACGUGUUAGACAGAUUGCAUAUGUUUACUUACAUACGUUUAUGACUUUUCAUUUAUUGUUAGGGAAUGCAAUGUUUUCUAUUUAUAUAGUGAGAUUUUAAUGAGAUCAUGUAUAUUAUUUGGUACUUAAUUAGGAAUAUUUCUUUUUAUAUUAUUAUAUUGAAAUAUUGAGUCGAAAGUCCAUUUUUAUUUAAUGCGUUUGUGUACAGGAUAGUUGAUGUAAUAUUACUAAAUAUUUUGAAUUUAGGAUGUACCUACUUAUAUUUAGGGUAUUGAGAGCAAAACCUACUGAAUAUAACUUAUUCAUAACCUGUAACAAUCCCUGUUACAUAUAUGUUUAUAUUCCAAAACUAUAUCCAAAUAUCCUCAAAAAAGGACAUCGACGAUCAAAUAUCCUGUAUUAAUAUUAUAAAUUACAAAAUUUAUAUAUUCAUAUCUGAACAAAUUAAUAAGUAAUGUAAUUAUGUAUUAAUUCGUUCAGAUUUGAAUACCAUUUAUUAACUGUAAGACCUAUUAUAGUAAGUUUUUUUUAUUUUGAUGCUUUGUCAUAAAACUGUUAUUUGCGUCCAUAACGUAGUUAAUAAAAUAAACUGUAAAUAAUCUAAACAAUAUAAUUUAUUUAUUCCA